AUUUUUAGGUAAACUAUCUCGUUAAGACAUUCUAUAAACACCUUGUAGUCUGAGGAAGUACACUGCUUAGUGCUUACCAGAUGAAACACAAUAUAUCUUGACCUUUGUGUUGACCGAUUGUUUUUUUUGUUUGCUCAUGCAAAUGGGUCAUCGUGAGUGAGUGCAUGGAUCUCUUCAGUAUUUUACAAAUAGCAUUUAUUCAGGUCUUAGUGUUUGACAUGGCUCAUUGCCCAGCUGUUGUUCUCAGUUAGGAUGUAAGUUAUGUGACCUGUGCUUAACAUACAUGGGCACAGUCAGUUCUGUGUCUCUUGAGGAAGGAAGAUCACGAUUAUUCUUUCUCUUUUCAUUCCGUUUUGAUACACCAUUCUUGUUUAGGUGACCUGAUUAUGUAGGUUUUAUAACACCGAAGUCUUUUGCUAGAUCUAUUUCUAUUGGUCAUACAAUCUUCCCACAGCUGCUUUCUUUUCAGGGUUAUCUUAUCUUUUUAAGUAAACAACCUAGCAGCGUCUCAUAAUGGAUUUGUCACCUCUCACCCUGUAUGUGUAGACUUAAUAUACCACAGACCUGUAAUUGCUGAUGGCACAGUUUGCAUCUGACGCCCUCAAAAAGAUAAAGGUUGUGUAAUCGGAAGUGGUGAAUGAAUGAAAGGCCAAAAAAGACAAAAGCUACUUUCUGACUCUACAUUUAAAGAUUCUCUUUUCCUGAAAGCAUUUGAGCCAGGCCUUAAAAAAGAUUUACAUUUCAUGUGGCUAACAGAGUGCAACGGUAACCGCCCACUUUUUCAGCAGGCUUGGUUUUGCAGUAUUUUCACAUUCAUUUUCUUCAUAGGCAUUUAAAAAAAAAGAGAGAGAGACCAACCAGCCAGCUCUGGAGCAUAGACACUUUACAAACUGGAAGCACAAAAGAAGGCAUUUAAGAGGCUUUUAUAAGGAGGCAAUGUCACGUGAUGGAUGGUUAUGAGAUUUAGCAGCUAUACAGGAGAACCAUGGAACAGGUUGAGCAACCUACCUCAGAAAUUAAAUGUGACGGCCCAGGAGAUGUUGCAGCAGCCCAGGAGCCCCUCGUGUUCACAGGAGUUACGGAGGGCCAGUCGUCUCCGCGGUCAGACUUGAGCCCUGUCCAGAUUCUUGAAGACUCAACAUGGAUGGAGUCUGCAUCCUCAGACUGUGGAGGGAUGUCAGACCUACAGGAGCCAAGCUCAGCAUCGGGUGAGGAGGUGGAGGGCAGCGAGACGUCUGAUGCCAAAGGAUUAGAGGUCUCACUCAGCAGCAAGGGAUCGUGGGGGGGCACUCUACAGAAUGGAGAUGGGAAACCACUGGAGAGUCCUCAACAGAAUAGUGACACUCCUGUAACAGCUCAAAUGUUUUCAGAUCCAUUACAGACCCCCUCUCUCUCACUGUCAGACCAGUUACGGCUGGGUCGGGAUGACCCCAGUAGUAUGGGCCUGAACGUUGAGUGCCGCAUAUGUGGAGAUAAAGCCUCAGGAUUUCAUUAUGGAGUUCAUGCUUGUGAAGGCUGCAAGGGGUUUUUCAGACGCACCAUUCGUAUGAAGCUGGAGUAUGAGCGGUGUGAGCGUGCCUGUAAAGUCCAGAAAAAGAGCCGGAACAAAUGCCAGUACUGUCGCUUCCAGAAGUGCCUGGCAUUGGGCAUGUCACAUGAUGCGAUCAGGUACGGACGUAUGCCAGAGGCGGAGAAGAAGAAGCUAGUGGCAGGGCUCCUCGCUGGGGAGAAACUGCAAAGCUCUAGUGGAGCUGACCUCAAAACACUGGCCAAGCAUGUCAACACAUCCUACCUGAGGAACCUCAACAUGACCAAGAAAAAAGCACGGAGCAUCCUCACGGGCAAGACGAGUUGCACAUCGCCUUUUGUGAUCCAUGAUAUGGACUCACUGUGGCAGGCAGAAAACGGGCUGGUCUGGAACCAGCUUAAUGGAGCACCACCCAACAAAGAGAUCGGGGUCCAUGUCUUCUACCGCUGCCAGUGCACUACAGUUGAAACUGUGCGAGAGCUCACAGAGUUUGCCAAAAACAUCCCUGGCUUUGUGGAUCUAUUCCUUAAUGAUCAGGUAACGCUGUUAAAAUAUGGAGUCCAUGAGGCCAUAUUUGCCAUGCUCCCAUCGCUCAUGAAUAAAGACGGGCUGCUGGUGGCCAAUGGGAAGGGCUUUGUGACGAGAGAGUUCCUGCGUAGUCUACGCAAACCUUUCAGCGAGAUCAUGGAGCCCAAAUUUGAGUUUGCGGUGAAAUUCAAUGCCUUGGAGCUGGAUGACAGUGACCUGGCUCUGUUUGUGGCAGCCAUCAUACUGUGUGGAGAUCGUCCUGGGCUGAUGAACGUGAAGCAAGUUGAACAGAUGCAGGAUGGCAUCCUGCAAGCUCUGGACCAACAUCUUCAGGUGCACCACCCUGACUCUCCUCAUCUGUUCCCCAAACUGCUCCAGAAGAUGGCUGACCUCAGACAGCUGGUCACAGAGAACGCCCAGCUGGUUCAGAUGAUCAAAAAGACUGAAUCUGAGACCUCCCUCCACCCGCUUUUACAGGAGAUCUAUAAAGACAUGUACUGACGUGCAAGGACCUGACUGAAGAAGGGACUUCAGUUUCCCUCCUGAACGGAGAGAGUGCACACAUCUUAAUGGCGCUGCGGUGCCCUUGGUUUUUUUUAAAUGAAUUUUUGUAAAGGACUUUUACAAUUAUUGACUUUGAAUACUGACAUUUUCUCUGAUUUUUGCGGAGUGUUUUUUAUUUAAAACUCAAGGACGCAGAACAUCUAGUCACCGUUUACUACUACGACCGUCAUGUUAUUCUUUAUUUGCUUGAUGAGGGCUAACACCUUUACAAGUUGUCUUUUCCAUCAUGGUUUUUGGUUUGCAAGUGAUAUCUAGUAUGUUUCUUUGAGGAGAUCAGAGCACAGUCAAGCUCUUGUAAUGCCACUUACUGUAUGUGUUUGUAGGGCUUUUAUUUUGUAGUUCUUUUUUCCUCUGUUUGAUUUUGCACUUUUACUAAAGUAAAAGGUAGACUCCACACAAAACUGUACAGCAGUCGGUUAUAUUAUUUUGGAAUUAUGUUACUUUGUCGAGGGUGUUGUUUUCAGCGUC
Sinocyclocheilus grahami is the source of this 3088-nucleotide messenger RNA. Its product is annotated as peroxisome proliferator-activated receptor delta-like. Gene Ontology annotation, cellular component: nucleus. Lineage: Eukaryota; Metazoa; Chordata; Actinopteri; Cypriniformes; Cyprinidae. Gene Ontology annotation, biological process: negative regulation of transcription by RNA polymerase II; negative regulation of inflammatory response; positive regulation of fatty acid metabolic process. Bases 986 to 2557 code for a protein of 523 amino acids. The record is from RefSeq and is a predicted model, not a curated record. The transcript has 8 exons. Gene Ontology annotation, molecular function: zinc ion binding; RNA polymerase II cis-regulatory region sequence-specific DNA binding; nuclear receptor activity.